Messenger RNA from Gloeophyllum trabeum ATCC 11539, 1728 nucleotides. Its product is annotated as kinase-like protein. The transcript has 9 exons. Lineage: Eukaryota; Fungi; Basidiomycota; Agaricomycetes; Gloeophyllales; Gloeophyllaceae. The record is from RefSeq and is a predicted model, not a curated record. Gene Ontology annotation, biological process: protein phosphorylation. The coding region runs from base 1 to 1728 and encodes 575 amino acids. Gene Ontology annotation, molecular function: ATP binding; protein kinase activity.
AUGCGUUUCACCCUCAACAUCUUCAAGAAGAAGGCCCCCUCCGCGGCGAAGGCCGCCCCCGCUCUCCCCUGCGAUGAAAAGGAGGUCGCCGUUGUCAAGACCGUUCCCGUUGUCUCUAUGUCCGACAUCGAGCGUGAGGUGCUCGAGUCUAUCUACAACGCCUACAUUACCCCCGAGGUCCUGAACGUCAAAGCCGACAUGGUCUUCAACGUCCAGGGCUCCUUCAGGCAAGUCAGCAUCGAGAUGAAGAAGGACACCGCUGACCGGAUGUCCAUUAUCGUGACCCCCAAGCGAGCUCAGAUCGCGGCUCCCCGCUCCGUCUUCGUUAAGAACUCUCCCAAGCCUGUCCAGCUCACGGACGGCAGUGUCUACUCCAUCACCGGCGAGAAGCCCUCCGUAGAGUACUCCCAGAACGACAUCACCAUCAAGGGUGCCAAUAGCUCGGACACGACCCUCGUCCAGCAGGCCGUCGACUUCGAGAAGGAGUACCACACGCUCAAGCGCAUCGGCGAGGGAGCCUUCGGCGUCGUCUUCGUCGUCCAGAACAAGGCGACGACGCGGCUCUCCGCGGUGAAGGUGCUCCCCAAGGUACGCUGCGGCGGCGAUGAGGCGGCGCACGAGAUGUUCAUGCGCGAGUUCCGUGCGGCGAGGAUGUACGGCGUGCACCCGUUCUUGAUGACUCUCGAGGCGUCUGGCCAUGAUGACUGGGGUUAUCAGUUGAUGACGACCUACUGCCCGGGUGGCGAUAUGAAGCAUGAGUUGGAGAGGGUUGGUGCUUUCUCUGAGGCUCGCGUUAAGGUUUAUCUUGCGCAGUUGAUGCUGGCCGUUGAGCAUCUCCACAAGCACAAGAUCAUCCACCGGGAUAUCAAGCCUGCGAACAUCCUCAUCGACGUCAAAGGGAAUGCCGUCCUCGCUGACCUAGGGCUUUGUCACAUCUUCCAGAAGCCCACAACCGAGGCUACGUGGAACCCCGUCAUGCGUCAAUCUGAAUUAUCGUCCACAUUCGACUCGUUCGAUGAGAACUUCGAUGAUCCUUCUCGGUACAACUGCUACGACUACGCUGGCACCGACGGGUACACCGCCCCCGAGGUGAUCUCUCAGGCUGGAUACACUUUCGAUGCGGAUAUCUUCUCCUUGGGUGUUACUGCCUUUCAAAUGCGAUGUGGAAGGCUUCCUUGGGCAGGCGAGAAAGAUGGCCACAAGAAUAGGAUGGUAUUGUUCAACCAGGUCUUGCGCGAGCCGGUCGUUUUCGAUGCCCGAGACAAAGUCAGCCCGAACCUUCAGGUUGUCCUGAAGAACAUGACGGAGAAGGAUCCUUUUGAUCGAGCCACUAUUCGUGAUCUCAAGCGCAAGCCCUUCUUCAGGACGAUCAAUUGGGGUAAGCUGGCCAAGGGAAAGGUCAGAGCCCCUGUGAUUCCUCCUCAAUGCGGUGACCUUCCGUACGGUGGCGAUCUUGCAGUCGUUUUGCCUCUGGGAAAGCCGUACACUUCCGAUGAAGACCCUUACCCCGAGAUUGCUUAUCGCUCUCCUCUCGUGGAACAGGGUCCCUUUGAAGGUGCUCGCUCUGGUAUCUUCGCGACACUUUUGCGCCGAUCGGAGAAACCCGAGCGCCUGCCCCGCCUAUUGCAAUGGGACCUGAUCGAAGGGUUGACGCCCUCGCAGUGGGAUAUCGAAUAUCGCCGUAAACGCACUCCUGCAUUUUACGACAACGACGACUCCUUCUGUUGA